Messenger RNA from Saccostrea echinata, 2265 nucleotides. RefSeq lists its product as uncharacterized. Gene Ontology annotation, molecular function: ABC-type transporter activity; ATP hydrolysis activity; ATP binding. Lineage: Eukaryota; Metazoa; Mollusca; Bivalvia; Ostreida; Ostreidae. The transcript is spliced from 15 exons. The record is from RefSeq and is a predicted model, not a curated record. Gene Ontology annotation, cellular component: plasma membrane. Bases 42 to 2237 code for a protein of 731 amino acids.
AUAAGAAAGGUUAUAAUUAUUAUUUUUUAUGUCACAACAGCAUGAAGACAAGAUCUAACGACGCCAUUUUAACCUUCACUGACAUUUGUUUGACCUUAAAAGAAAAGACUAUUCUAACAAAUAUUAAUGGGAAAGCCAGAAGUGGACAGAUUUUGGCCAUCAUGGGCCCAACAGGAUCUGGAAAAACUUCUCUUCUUAACAUUUUGGCGGGAAAUCUUACUCUAACAUCAGGAACGAUAACUCUCAAUGGGAACCCCUUCACAAAGCUUCAGCGCCGGAAAUUGGCAUAUGUUCUACAGAGUGACAUAUUUCUAUCAAGACUCACGCUAAGGGAAACUCUCUAUUUUACGGCCAUGAUACGACUUCCUGAUAGCGUGACGAAAGCCGAGAAGAUGGCGCGAAUUGAUGAAAUCGUAGAUGCACUUCACCUGCGCAAAUGUUUGGACACUGUGAUUGGAGAUUUCAUGCACCCUGGACUAAGCGGAGGAGAGAAGAAGCGUGCGAACAUUGCAUGUGAACUCCUUACAGAUCCCAACAUUAUGUUGAUAGACGAACCUACUUCCGGUCUGGACUCUAGCACUGCGCAUGUGUUAAUGCAGGAACUAUGGGACUUUGCUUUUCAGUAUAACAAGACUAUACUGACUACUAUCCAUCAGCCUUCCAGUCAGAUUUUUCACAUUUUUUCGUCUCUACUAUUGCUUGUUAACGGACACGAAGCGUACUUUGGCGAUGCCAACAAAGCACUCCAGUAUUUCAGUGGACUGGGCUUAAACUUCCCUGAUCAUUACAACCCAUCUGAUAUUAUUUUGGAGCUGUUGACCACAAAUACGGAAGUCGUAAAUAAAAUUCUUGAAGCAUCGGAGAAAGCUAAAAAUUUUAGGGUGAAGGUCGAAAAUGCAGAACUCUGCAAUAGCAAGGGGUCGGCCAUUAAUGAUUAUGUCACAUCAAAAAUAGCACCAUCACUCACAGACAGACAUAUCACUGAACCAGCAUCUAAUGGUCAUGUCAUUCCUCUUGUAUACCACAAAACGGAUCCUACAGAGAUUGUGCUUGAUGUUUCAUCUCUUGAACACGUUUCAACAAGCAAUUUAGAACGUUCAAUCAACAGAAAGUGGGCAGCCUCAUUUUGGACACAAUUCCGCAUGUUGUCUUGGCGAAAUGCCAAACAAUCAAGAUGGAGAAUAUUUGACGAAUGUAUCCUUGGUCAAGCUCUGAUUGUUGGCAUUAUUUUUUGUGUUAUAUAUUAUCAGAUACCAAGUUCUAACGACACACUUAGAGACAGGAUGGGAGCGGUAUACUUUCCUCUGGUAUAUUGGGGAUUUACAAUGGUGAAUGAUGCUGUUACCAGUUUUGUUGGAGAACGAGAGGUUGUGAAGAAAGAGAGAAGAGCAGGUGCCUACCGCCUAUCUGCCUAUUACACGGCUAAGAUGGUCAGUGAACUUCCUAUGAUGAUUGUGGUGCCCAUUGUUCAGCUUUCGGCCAUGUACUGGUUGGCAGGGAUGGGGGGACCGGUGCAGUUUGCCAUUUAUAUAGGAAUAAAUCUUCUGAAUUGUUUUACCAUUCAGAGCAUAGCGUACAUCAUUGGAGCCUGUGUCCACAGAUUAAAGUACAGUAUAAUAACUGCUAACACAGUGAUGAUCGCAUUCCUCUUAUUAGGUCCUAAAUUUAGGGAACCCAGAUCCUUCAGCUGGCGUCGGAAUUUCAUAAAUAUUGUGGAUUCUGUAGAGGACUACGCCAGACGAUGGGCCAGACAUGAAAAAGAAGACCUUGACACUUUGUCAGAAUGGAUUAAAUGUAUCAGAUGUAUGUUAAAAUCGCGCAUCAAAAGAUUGAGAGGCAAUAUGAAGACCAUCUAUCCUUCUGUAUUCAAUAAACCAGAAGUGAAAAAAGAAUUAGAUAGAUUACAUGAUCAGUUCGUACUGGUCCCUGCUGACAAAGCAGGUGGAUUUUUUACCACGUCUUUCCCCACAUGGUUUACCUGGGCUAAAUAUACUUCAUUCCUGCAUUAUCCCUUUGCCGCCAUUUUCACUGUUUUAUUCGCAGAUAUAGAACCAUUCAGGUGCGGAAACUCUCAAACAUUCAAGAAAUGCCAAAAUGAAACAGAGCUUAUCACAGGAAGUGACGUGUUACACAGUGUAGGAAUUGAUCUCCCUGUUUAUUGUUGUGUAGGAACGAUGGUGGUCUUGAUUAUCGUGUUACGUAUACUUGGAUAUUAUGCCAUUAAAUACAGGUUGUAGACAUAUUAAAGAAUAAUUGUCAUCACCC